AUGCAGCCACAUUCCCAAAACUGGACCCAGGUAACAGAGUUUGUCAUGGUGGGCUUUGCUGGGGUGCACGAAGCACGCCUUCUUUUCUUCACCAUCUUCUUCACCAUGUACCUGUUCACCUUGGCAGAGAACUUGGCCAUCAUCUUAGUGGUGGGCUUGGACCACCGGCUAUGGAGACCCAUGUAUUUCUUCUUGACACACUUGUCCUGCCUAGAAAUCUGGUACACGUCAGUCACAGUGCCCAAGAUGCUGGCUGGUUUUAUUGGGAUAGAUGGAGGCAAGAAUAUCUCCUAUGUUGGCUGCCUGUCCCAGCUUUUCAUUUUCACCUUCCUCGGGGCAACUGAGUGCUUCCUCCUUGCUGCCAUGGCCUAUGACCGCUACGUGGCCAUCUGCAUGCCUCUCCACUAUGGGUCUUUGGUGUCCUGGGGCAGCUGCAUCCGUCUGGCAGCUGCUUGCUGGCUGGUAGGUCUCCUCACACCAAUUUUGCCUAUCUACCUCAUGUCUCAGCUGAUAUUCUGUGGCUCCAAUAUUGUUGACCACUUCUUCUGUGAUGCCUCACCCUUACUAGCCUUGUCCUGUUCUGACGUCACCCUGAAGGAGACUGUGGAUUUUCUGGUGUCUCUCGCUGUGCUCCUGGCCUCCUCCACAGUCAUUGCCGUGUCCUACGGCAACAUCGUCUGGACGCUGCUGCAUAUUCGCUCAGCUGCUGAGCGCCGGAAGGCCUUUUCCACCUGCGCGGCUCACCUGAUGGUGGUGAGCCUCUUCUAUGGCACUCUUUUCUUUAUGUAUGUCCGGACCAAGGUGGCCUCGUCCAUCAACUUUAACAAGGUGGUAUCUGUCUUCUACUCCAUUGUCACACCAAUGCUUAACCCCCUCAUUUACAGUCUUCGCAACAAGGAGGUGAAGGGAGCCCUGGGCAGAGCUUUUUCUCUCAAGUCCUGGAAGAAGUGA
Jaculus jaculus (lesser Egyptian jerboa) is the source of this 951-nucleotide messenger RNA. Its product is annotated as olfactory receptor 6Q1. The transcript has a single exon. Gene Ontology annotation, molecular function: G protein-coupled receptor activity; olfactory receptor activity. Gene Ontology annotation, biological process: G protein-coupled receptor signaling pathway. The record is from RefSeq and is a predicted model, not a curated record. NCBI's taxonomy places the organism in Eukaryota, Metazoa, Chordata, Mammalia, Rodentia, Dipodidae. Gene Ontology annotation, cellular component: membrane. Bases 1 to 951 code for a protein of 316 amino acids.